CUUUCAGACAGACUGUUUUUGCUGCAGUGAACGGCAGCCGUGGAGAGAGAGCGAGCGAGAGACAAGCGAUACAAACACAGAGUGAGGGAGAGAGAGAGAGCACGGGAGGAAAAAGCAAGAAAAACAAAGAGUCAGGAGAAGGAACAAGGAGAUAAAAAAAAGUCGAUAAAAACAGAUUGAGAGAAGGCUCCGGACGAGCGACUGCUGCGCAUCAAAGGAGUGACCGUACUGGGGACCUUAUUGGAGACCAGCGCCAACAAAACCCGACUCCGGAGGCGGAAUAUAACGGUGACACUCCAGAGCUCCUCUGCCCUCCUGAGGAUUCAGUGAGACAGGCGGAUCUGUGCGCCCGACCAUGGCCUUCCCAUCAGCCCCCUCCGCAUUAUGGAGUGUCAGCUUAUUGACAGUACUAUUCGCAGCUGCGGUUCACAGCAACAUUAUCUACGACGACGACCCCUUGCAGCCAGUGACCUCUGAUGAGAUGGUGUCUGUGGGGGGCACGGUGACACUGACCUGCCGGGUGCCCGAGAGUGAUAACUCCUCACUGCAAUGGUCCAACACCGCACAACAGACCCUGUACUUUGGAGAGAAGAGAGCGUUGAGAGAUAACCGCAUCCAGCUGCACCGCUCGACACCCACCGAGCUUUCCAUAACCAUCGCUGACGUGCAGCUGUCCGACGAGGGCGAGUACACCUGCUCCAUCUUCACCAUGCCGGUCCGCACCGCCCGAGCCACAGUCACUGUGCUAGGUGUGCCCGGUAAACCUCAGAUCUUGGGCUUUGAGAAUCCAGUGCCGGAGGGGGGCAAAGUCACCCUGACCUGCACCAGUGCAGGCAGCAAACCCCCUGCCAGGCUGCGCUGGUUCCGAGACGACCAGGAGCUGGAAGGACGUCCAGACGUGGUGGAGUCCAUUCCAGACAAUCCCACAUACAACGUGAGCAGCGAGCUCACCCUGGAUGUGAGCCGCGAUGACGACAACGCCCUCAUCACCUGCGCUGUCGACCAUCCCUCUCUCGCCCCGGGGGACAAGAGGAACGUGUACACUCUGCGGGUGUUGUAUUCUCCUAAUGUAGAGAUCGUGCCUGAGAGCGAUCUGCCUAGAGAGGGGGAGAAGUUUUAUCUUCAGUGUAAGGGCAACGGCAACCCUGAGCCCACCUCCUACACGUGGGAGAAGAAGGAUGGAGAGCUCCCCCCUCUGGCCAAAGCCGACGGUGCUUUCUUGCGUUUCGAGAUGCUCAACAAAUCAGAUAAUGGCGUCUACCUCUGCCAUGCCGACAACGGCAUAGGAAACAGCCAGGGGGAAUACAAACUCCUGGUGCAAGACAUCCAACAAUCCAUCUACCCAUUCACUUCAGAAGAUGCUGCAGGCAACAUUACAGGUAUAACUUUUCCACCAGUCAUCUGUCGUUCUGACUCUCUGUCGUUCUAACUUUUCGUCCACCUGCCUGUCUGUCUGUCCAUCUGUAGGUCUGACUGUCUGUAACUCUGUCUGUUUUCGUCUGUCUGUCACUCUGGGAAAAAAAAAACCUAGGGGACACUUUGAACUUCAGAGUGGAGGGAUGAAUAUUUCAUACUCCUGCCCACGUAAUGCUUUGUUGUUGCCAAUACAUGCACAGACACAGGCUCAAAACACAUUCACACCAGCACUGCACACACCAGGCACUCACAUCUAUCUCACAAAACACACACACACACACAAGCA
Epinephelus fuscoguttatus (brown-marbled grouper) is the source of this 1702-nucleotide messenger RNA. It is a transcript of the gene cadm3, whose product is annotated as cell adhesion molecule 3. NCBI's taxonomy places the organism in Eukaryota, Metazoa, Chordata, Actinopteri, Perciformes, Serranidae. The transcript has 9 exons. The coding region runs from base 356 to 1429 and encodes 357 amino acids. Gene Ontology annotation, biological process: homophilic cell-cell adhesion. The record is from RefSeq and is a predicted model, not a curated record. Gene Ontology annotation, cellular component: presynaptic membrane.